CACCGCCUUACCAACAGGACGGACGCAAGCGGCAAUCGCUCCACAGGCGGACACUUUCAUCCCAUCAACACCGACACACUUAUCCUGUGACCCUUUCCGGUCGCAGCUAUAUCACGACGGUAUCAGGACCGCUGCCCGCCGUGGCCUCAUAAUCGAUAAUGAUGGAGGACAACAACAUGGGGAAGCUACCCGGCGUGGAGUGGUCAGAUUCAUCAUCCGGGGCGUCCGACGAUCAGCAACAUGACCAGCAAGAGCAGCCAGUUAUUCAUGCUCCAGUCCCAAGACGACCACGAUUGCCGAGCCGAAAGAGCAGUGGAACCAUGAUUGUACCGCGCGACUCUAUUGAGGUUGGCCCGGUCGACAUGGCUCUUGGGCCUGACGACGUGAGGGCCAUGAGCCCAAGGAGAACGAGCCAGGAUCUCGAAAUGUUGAGCAAGGAGGCAAGGGAAGAGUUGCAAAGGCACGCAAAGGCGCUUCAGGACUCGCUGUUGGCCCUCUUCCACCGCAUCGAAGCCGUGCAAGAGGAACACAACAAGCUCGACAACAAUAACAAGUUCCUACAAAAGUACAUUGGUGAUCUUAUGAGCACCAGCAAGAUCACAGCGCCCAGCAAGAAAUGAAAGACGUCGACUAUCGUUACCUGCGUUGGUUUAGCUGGGAUGACGAAUGGUGUUCGGCAGGAAGAAUAUGGCUUCACCAAAAAUAACCGACCUAAUUUAGGCUAUGAUGCCUUACGACAUGAUCCGACUCGAAUUCGCCAGCGGGAGGGUUAUAUGGAAAAGCGACGAGCGUUUACCGACUUGGCGGUUCUCAACAACGCGGAACCUUUCGUGCCAUUUUCU
Molecule: messenger RNA, 842 nt
Organism: Neurospora tetraspora
Lineage: Eukaryota; Fungi; Ascomycota; Sordariomycetes; Sordariales; Sordariaceae
Exons: 2
Coding region: 159-620 (153 amino acids)
Cellular component (GO): trans-Golgi network
Source: RefSeq, a predicted model, not a curated record